Messenger RNA from Drosophila kikkawai, 1430 nucleotides. It is a transcript of the gene Ldsdh1, whose product is annotated as Lipid droplet subset dehydrogenase 1. Gene Ontology annotation, cellular component: lipid droplet. Lineage: Eukaryota; Metazoa; Arthropoda; Insecta; Diptera; Drosophilidae. Gene Ontology annotation, molecular function: oxidoreductase activity, acting on the CH-OH group of donors, NAD or NADP as acceptor. The record is from RefSeq and is a predicted model, not a curated record.
GGUGCGUAGUGCGGUGUUUACUUAGCUGUACAAUUUUCAGUUUGAAUUCGUUAACAGCCGCUAACGGUUUGCCACCAAAAACAGGUCUCCCAAGAUCCUUUUCGGAAAAUCCUUUUCGAGCAGAAAUCUUUCAAAAAUGACCAAAGUGUCGCAAAGUGCUGGCAACAGCAGCAGCAACAACAAUGGCAACAGCACAGACAUCUACAACAUCGUCCUCCUGGUCGUGGACAUUGUAAUGCUGAUCGUCAAAUUCUGGAUUGCCAUUGUCGAGGCUAUAGUCAACCUGUUCAGGCCUGCUCCCCUGGAGAAUGUCGGCGGCAAGGUGGUCCUAAUCACCGGCACUGGCCAUGGCAUGGGCAAGCAUAUGGCCCAGCAGUACGCCAAGCUGGGGGCCACCGUCAUCUGCUGGGAUGUGAAUGAGCAGACCAACAACCAGACGGUGAAGGAGAUCCAGAAGAGCGGCGGCAAGGCUUACGGCUAUACCUGCAAUGUGACCAAGCGGGAGGAACUCGUAGAGCUGGCCCAGAAGGUGCGCAAGGAGCAUGGAUUCGUUCAUGUGGUGGUCAACAAUGCCGGCAUUAUGCCCUGCCAUCCCCUGCUGGAGCAUACCGAGAACGAGAUUCGUCUGAUGUAUGACAUCAAUGUGCUGUCGCAUUUCUGGAUGAUCCAGUCCUUCUUGCCCGACAUGGUGGAGCGCAACGAGGGCAGCAUUGUGGCUUUGUCCUCGUGCGCUGGACUCUUUGGACUAAUCAACCUGGUGCCCUAUUGCGGCACCAAGUUUGCCGUUCGCGGCUACAUGGCUGCCCUGGCCGAGGAGCUGCGUCACAAGAAUCCACAAAAUAAUGUCAAGCUGACCACCAUCUUCCCCUACAUGAUUGACACGGGUCUGUGCAAGAACCCCCGCUACCGCUUCCCCAAACUGUUCAAACUGAUCUCUGCCGAUACGGCCGCCGCCUCCAUUAUCGAGGCCCAGCGCCAGGGCCUGGAGGAGGCCGCCAUUCCCCGUCAUUUUGUGGGUGUGGAAAAGAUCGGCCGCCUGAUCCCACGCAAGGCGAUGCGUCUGGUGAACGACUUUCUAGACACGGGCGUCGACACCGACAAGCUCUAGAGAGGAGCACUGAGGAUUCCUGGGUUUUAGUGCUGCUUCCGCUGUAGGUCAUAAAGCUUUAACAUUGUUUUUUUUUUAUAAUAACUACAAGAACAACAACAACGACUACUACUACUACUACUACUUUUGUGUAAUUAUUAUCUCCUUUUAAUUGCUGCAGCUAAUUGCCGUAUGGAAAGUGAGUUUAGCAAGGUAAUUUAGCUGUUAAAAAGGUUGUUACUUAAUUAAAGGCGAGCGUUGACGGGCUAAUUGUUUAUAUUUUUUGUUUUUUUUUUUUCGUCUUAAUAAAAGACUCCAAAGAGUACUCCCUAGAGUGAUAAAA